Gigantopelta aegis is the source of this 3395-nucleotide messenger RNA. RefSeq lists its product as uncharacterized. The transcript is spliced from 7 exons. Gene Ontology annotation, molecular function: carbohydrate binding. The coding region runs from base 1 to 1422 and encodes 473 amino acids. Lineage: Eukaryota; Metazoa; Mollusca; Gastropoda; Neomphalida; Peltospiridae. The record is from RefSeq and is a predicted model, not a curated record.
AUGCCACCAGCGGAGACCACCUUGGACGCUACGGCAGGCCUACUGAACACCGCCAUGGCUCAGUCGCCGCCACCGCCUCCUGCGUCGACUUCGACGCCUGCUCCGGUGCAGCGGUCAACUUUACCGACCGCUCCCGUUGAGCAGGCAAGGGACCCUGUUGUUGCGGCGGCGAAGCGCAAGGCCACUACACCUGCCAUCCAGCCAGACACGGACAAGCCGCCGAGCCGACAACGUACCCCCCCAGCCCAGCCGGAAGACGCAUGGAAGCUUCAAGUCAAGAAGAUCAAGCCAGCGUUCCGGCAUUGUGUGCAGGGGGACACCACCGACCCCGGCAAGCUGAUGGGGAAGUUCCUCAACCAGGCCUGGAGACCACUGCAGGAUGGUACCGAGUACGAACUACACCAUCUCCGGACCAAGGAAGGCCACUCGGGACUCGUUGUGACCCACCGGCGCCGAGACUGCUACCGACAAGCGAUCCUGCUACGAGAGAUGGAUAGCCAGACCAUCCACAGGAUCCUCAAGGCUAUCUUCGGCGCCGGCUACCACCAGAAACAAGAAACUAAUCUGAACGACACAUACCGUAUUCCAAUCAACAUCAAAAUCUUAUUUCUACACAAGACAGAGUCCAAAAGAGAAAUCGACUGUGGUGAGCCUCCCAAUGUACUACAUGCCAGUGUGACAAGAAUUGGAAGAACGUUUAAUUCCGUGGCCAACUACAGCUGUGACGUCGGUUACGCCAUGAUAAAUGGGACGACGUUAACUUGCGGCACAGAUGGUAGAUGGACGUCAAAAAACUUGCGCUGCGUUGUGGAUUGCGGGACACCAGGACUAAUUGCCAAUGGACGCAUUGUUUGCGAAGCCACAACUGUGGGAAGCACUGGACACGUGGAGUGUAUGGAGUUGUUCAAGUUCUUUGGAAACGACAGUUCAACGAAGUGCGACUCAACCGGACAAUGGCUCAGACCUAGCGGAGACUGCCUUCAAGUAGAGUGGCGAAAUAAGACGACUCCCUUUGACAUAAACCUCCCGGAUACUUUAACCGAUGGAUGGCGGAUGUUUUUGCAUGGAACUCCAAUAGACCCCAACAGGCAUUUUUCUGUAAACCUGAUGGAUCAUGCAGAUAGGUUUCACAUGCACAUGGAUGUGAAAUUUCGUUAUUCGGGAGCGAGAGCGGUGAUCUUUGACACCCUCUUGAAUGAUAAGUGGGGGACGACGCUUGUAUACGCUCACGACUUCCCGUUCAGAGAAAACGUCCCUUUUGAACUCAUCUUAGAGAUACAAGCUCACAAAGUUCUGAUUAUCGUCGACGACAAGCCAUUUAUUAACGUCACUUUGAUAUCGCCUGCAGAAGAUAUCACCCGAGUAUACAUUAUGGAAGAUGUGACACUGCAUCAGCUGAUGUUGAUAUAUGAUAAAACAUAGACAGCUGAAGUUGUUAAUACCAACAAACACCACCCCACCCUUCUCGUAAUCUCCUUUGAACUAUAUAGCAUUUCUUCCCGAUCACGGGCGGGAUUUACAGGCUCGGCGGAGCAAUGUUUAUGUGUGUGUGUGUGGGGGGGGGGGGGGGGGCUGGGGUGGUUGGGCAUGGGGCUGCAGCCCUCAAUAUUUCUGAAUCAAAAAUAGUAUUGGUAGUAAAUUGGAGUGAGAUUUAGUUCUGUCGGUUGAGUGCUCGCUUGAGGUGCUUGCGUCGCAGGAUCGAACCACUUCGGUGGGUCCAUUCAGCUGCUUGGAUUUUUUCUCGUUCUAACCAGUGAACCACAACUGGACAAAGGGCGUGGUAUGUGAUUUCCUGUCUGUGGGGAAGUGCAUAUAAAAAAUCCAUAGCUCCAUUAGGAAAGAUGUAGCGGGUUUCCUCUGAUGACUACGAGACAAAACAAAUACAUUAACUGUGUGUCCGUAUAUCAAUUCUAGCUGUCUGUGUUUGUCCAUAUGUCCAUUCUAAAUAUCAUAUAUGGACAAGCAAAGACAGCUAGCAUUGAUAUGUGGACAAACAGACAGCUAGAAUUGAUAUAUGAACAAACACACACAGCUAGAUUUGAUAUAUGGACAAACACACACAGCUAGAUUUGAUAUAUGGACACGCACAGACAGCUACAACUGAUAUAUGGAUAAACACACAUUUGAAACAUUGAUUCAUGGAGAAAUACAGACAGCUAGAAUUGAUAUAUGGACAAAACAAACUGCAAACAUUGAGUUGUGCACCAAUACAGACAUAAUUGAUAUAUGGACAAAGAUAGACAGCUAGAAUUGAUGUAUGGAAAAACAAGACAGAUUUAAUAUAUGGAAAAACACAUACAGUUAAAAUUGAUAUAUGGACAAAGUUAAAGUCUGUUAUGUUAAACGACACCUCUAAAGCACAUUGAUAUAUUAAUCAUCGACUAUUGGAUAUAUGGACAAAGACACGCAGUUAUAAUUGAUAUAUGGACAAAGACACGCAGCUAUAAUUGAUAUAUGGAAAAACCAGGCAGCUAGAAUUAAUAUAUGGACAAAGUUAAAGUUUGCUAUGUUAAACGACACCUCUAGAGCACAUUGAUAUAUUAAUAAUCGACUAUUGGAUAUAUGGAUAAAGACACGCAGGUAUAAUUGAUAUAUGGAUAAAGUCACGCAGUUAUAAUUGAUAUAUGGACAAAGACACGCAGCUAUAAUUGAUAUAUGGACAAAGACACGCAGUUAUAAUUGAUAUAUGGACAAUGACACGCAGCUAUAAUUGAUAUAUGGACACAGACACGCAGUUAUAAUUGAUAUAUGGACAAUGACACGCAGCUAUAAUUGAUAUAUGGACAAAGACACGCAGUUAUAAUUGAUAUAUGGACAAAGAAAGCUAAACCUGAUUAUCAGGAUACAGACAGUUAAAGUUAAUACAUUGACAAACGUAGGUAAAAAGAAGUGAAUAUAUCAUAUGCUACUAUUGUUUAAGGACUUAAGACAUUAUGAAUGUGCAUAUUUAUCACCCAUUAAAGUCCUUUGUAGGAACUAUCGCUGGCACUAUAAUUUGCGAUAUCUCCUGCGAUAUUCUCCUUAGGAGAUAUCGCACCUUAUAAUCUGGAUUGGUCAAAUUGUAAUCAGUAGACGAUAUUUUGUUACGAGUGUCGUGAACCUUUGUUUGAUAUAAAACACGAAAGUGGGUUGAAAUUAAUGAAUUGAAAUGAAAUUAAUAUUUAAAAACACAAUUUGGACUACUAUACGUCAACGGUUUUCAACAUGAAAAUCACAAUCCAUGAUAUAGAUCGUGAUCUGUGUCGAAUGUCGUGAACCUUUGUUUGAUAUAAAACACGAAAGUGGGUUGAAAGAAAGAAAGAAAUGUUUUUUUUUAACGACGCACUCAACACAUUUUAUUUACGGUUAUAUGGCGUCAGACAUAUUGUUAAGGACCACACAGAUUUUGAGAAGAA